This is a messenger RNA of Clarias gariepinus (North African catfish), 3861 nucleotides long. RefSeq names its product threonyl-tRNA synthetase 3 (gene tars3). NCBI's taxonomy places the organism in Eukaryota, Metazoa, Chordata, Actinopteri, Siluriformes, Clariidae. Gene Ontology annotation, biological process: threonyl-tRNA aminoacylation. Gene Ontology annotation, molecular function: ATP binding; threonine-tRNA ligase activity. The transcript has 19 exons. The coding region runs from base 15 to 2471 and encodes 818 amino acids. The record is from RefSeq and is a predicted model, not a curated record. Gene Ontology annotation, cellular component: cytoplasm.
CUGGGGCUUUAAACAUGGCGGAGCGCAUGGCCGCACGUUUGGCCGCGCAGGAACGGCAGAUCGAGGCGCUCAGCGAGGAGAUCAGCCGGCUCCGGGAUGCGCUCGGUGGCGGCGGUUGCUUUAACGCUGAGCUCGCUCGCGGCGGUGCCGAGCUCGAGGACCUGCGGAGCGAGAACGAGAAGCUCCGCUACCGGCACGCGCACCUACAGCGCGCGCUCCGGGCCGAGCUCGAGCUCGAGAAGCAGCAGGGCCAGGCCGGCGCGCGCACAGGCCGCGAGAAAAAGACCAACGCGUUGGAGAGCGAAACGCCAAAAGUAAAUGCACCCCAGAAGACACACCAGCGUACUGAACCGGCGAAGCCUCCAGAGGUCCAGAACACAACAGAGAAGAGCAAGAAGAAGGAGAAACCCAAAGUACAGGGAGGAGGAUCAGGAGAGCUGAACCCAUGGCCUGGUUACAUAUCUGAGCGCUUGGAGCUCUAUGAGAGACUGAAGAAGGAGAGCGAUGCUAAUCUGGCCAAGCAGGCAGCAAACAGCAAACCUAUCUCCGUCCAGCUGCCUGAUGGACAGAAAGUGGAGUCUCGAUCCUGGGUCACCACUCCUUACCAACUCGCCUGCGGUAUCAGUCAGGGUCUGGCUGAUAACUGCGUGAUUGCCCGAGUGGACGACGAGUUGUGGGAUUUGGAUCGGCCCUUGGAGAAAGACUGCUCUCUGGAACUGCUGCGCUUCGACAAUGAAGACGCCCAGGCUGUGUACUGGCACUCCAGCGCCCACAUCCUUGGAGAGGCCAUGGAGCGCUUUUACGGAGGCUGCCUCUGUUACGGGCCUCCCAUCGAGAACGGCUUUUACUACGACAUGUUCCUGGACGGCCAGAAAGGAGUUUCGAGCACGGAGUUCGGAGAUCUGGAAACACUCUGUAAAGGCAUCAUGAAGGACAAGCAGCCCUUUGAGAGACUGGAGAUUAGCAAGAAGACACUACUGGCGAUGUUCAAGUACAACAAGUUUAAAUGUCGUAUCCUGAAUGAAAAAGUCACUACCCCGACCACUACUGUGUACAGAUGUGGUCCUCUCAUCGACCUGUGCCGAGGCCCUCACGUACGGCAUACAGGAAAGAUCAAAGCACUGAAGGUCUAUAAGAACUCGUCCACGUACUGGGAAGGCCGAUCAGACAUGGAGACGCUCCAGAGGAUCUACGGGAUAUCCUUUCCCGACUCUAAGAUGCUGAAGGAGUGGGAGCGCUUUCAGGAAGAGGCCAAGAACCGAGACCAUCGGAAAAUCGGAAAGGAUCAGGAGCUGUUCUUCUUUCAUGAUCUGAGUCCAGGCAGCUGUUUCUUCCUCCCACGUGGAGCCUACGUUUACAACACUCUCACCGAGUUCAUCAGGGAGGAGUACUGGAGGAGAGGUUUCCAGGAAGUGGCGUCUCCAAACAUCUACAACAGCAAGCUGUGGGAGACGUCGGGUCACUGGCAGCACUACAGCGAGAACAUGUUCUCCUUCCCCGUGGAACAGGACAUCUUCGCCCUCAAGCCCAUGAACUGCCCUGGCCACUGUCUGAUGUUCUCUCACCGGCCGCGCUCAUGGAGGGAGCUUCCCCUCAGACUGGCGGAUUUUGGUGUCCUGCACCGUAACGAACUCUCAGGGACUCUGACGGGACUCACCCGCGUUCGCCGUUUCCAGCAGGACGACGCUCACAUCUUCUGCACUAUGGAACAGAUUGAGUCAGAGAUGAAGGGCUGCCUGGACUUCCUACGCUGUGUCUACGACGUCUUCGGGUUUUCCUUCCAGCUGCAUCUGUCCACGCGGCCGGAGAAGUACCUCGGGGACAUCGCCGUGUGGGACCAGGCUGAGAAGCAACUUGAGAACAGUCUGAAUGAGUUCGGAGAACCAUGGAAGCUAAACCCAGGCGAUGGAGCUUUUUAUGGGCCAAAAAUUGAUAUCAAGAUUAAAGAUGCUAUCGGGCGUUAUCACCAAUGUGCCACCAUCCAGCUGGACUUCCAGCUGCCUAUUCGCUUUAACUUAACUUUCAUAGGGAAGGAUGGGGAUGACAAAGCCAGGCCUGUGAUUAUCCACCGCGCUAUCCUGGGCUCGGUAGAGAGAAUGAUCGCCAUUCUCACAGAAAACUAUGCUGGAAAAUGGCCGCUCUGGUUAUCUCCUCGCCAGGUUAUGGUAGUGCCUGUUAAUCCGUCCCUUGAAGAAUAUGCUACUCGGGUGAGCAAGCAGUUUGCAGAGGCGGGCUUCAUGGCUGAUGCAGACCUGGACUCGGGCUGCCUUCUGAACAAGAAGAUCCGCAAUGCUCAGCUGGCCCAGUACAACUUCAUUUUGGUUGUCGGUGAGAAGGAGAAGAUGACUAACAGCGUCAACGUGCGCACGAGGGACAACAAGGUCCACGGCGAGCUGACCGUGCCCGAGGUUCUGGCUCGGCUCUCUCUGCUCAAACAGUCGCGCUGCAGGAACGCCGAGGAGGUCUUCUAAAAAAAAAAUAUUAUAAAAAAAAUGUGUGGGCCUGAUUCCAAUUAGAAUUUUAAAAAGCCUCUUGCAUCUUUAUUAUUUUUCAGUAGCAGCUGUUUGGUACCAGAUAACAACUUGACUAGGGGUGUUAUGGUGUUACGGUGACACGGUUAGUCACAGUGAUGACUGGAUGCUUACCUCAUUGUUGAAUGCAUUUCCAUUCAUCACUGCCUGUUUUGAUUUCUUUCCCCAAAUCGAGUUCAUUUCUUUACUCCAGAGGCUCUGGUUUCUUUAGUGAAUAGUAAAAUUUCACAGCAGCCCACGUUGCUCUUUGUAAACGUGUUACCGUGCUACCUCUGCUGUACGAUGAUGUGAAGAACUUGUUAAAAUACAACACUGUUAACCAAACAACUAUUUAUUUUAUGUCAAGGAAGAUCUUCUGCAACUUUUUCCCUCAGAAUUUGAUAAAUACUGAGAGAGAAGUAAUUUCUCCCAAAAUAUAUUUUUAGUAAUGAACAAUUACACCAGGGGCGAGGGUUCAAUUUCCACUUGGGGUCUGUGUGCUUGGAGUUUGCUUGUUCUCCUCGUGCUUGGGUACUCUGGUUUCUUCCAACAGUCCAAAGACAUGCAGAUUAAGUUUCUCAAAAUUGCUCGUAGUGUGAGUGAGUUUGUGCCCUGUAAUGGACUGCACCCUGCCCAGGGUGUACCCCACCUCAUGCCCUUAGUCACCUGGGAUAGGUUCCAGAUCUAACAGAUCUAACUCUGUAUAACCGUAUACAGUAGAAUGAGGGGAUUAAUUAUUAGUAUUUUUAUUAUUAUUUUUUGCUAUUAUACUGUAAACAUUUCUAAAUGUAACACCCCUAGGCUGUCAUUAUCGUUAUUAAACACUAUUUUAUAAAUGGGAGGGAUAAAAAGAGGCUUUGUCAUUGGAUUGGAAUCAGGUAAAAAGCACAAAAACAGAAACAGGAAAAGCAGUCGAUGUUCUAGAGCGUGGGAUGUAAUGACGGAUGGAGUUUAACAAACAGCAUUUCAUGGAAUGUAUUUGUAAAAGUAAAUAAGAUUUCUGUUAUGUACCGUAUGAUGAAGGAAAGAUGAUUGCACAGUGCUUUGGUUCUGUAGGCAAGCGGGAAGCAGUUGGUAGAGGUGACAUUUGGCUUGCACACUUGUGAAUGCAGGAAACCAUUUUGACAAAAUGUCAUCAAAGUGAUGUUUUAAUUUUUUUUUCAUUCAGCCUCAAUGGCGCUGAAUGAAAGAACAAACAGAUGGUGAGUUCGGUACAGAUUGUUAUGAUGGAAAUUGUGUUGUGUUAAAGGGAAGCUUUCUUUGAUUGAGUAAAAUAUUGAAGUGAACCAUUGAUGACUGCUGGGAAUAAAUGAAGAAUAAACAAUUUUCAGAGACAGUUCUCCUGAGGUAA